AUGCGGCUGAAUAAUAAUUCUAUUUCAAUUUCAACUUCAAUAUUUUUCCUAAUUUUUCUCGUAAAUCUGGCCGAAUCCACAAAAAUCAAUCUCGUUUUGAGACCCACUUGCAAACUGUCGAAAGACUGGAAUUUUCAGGCAACACUUUGGGAAUCUGAUACUUUGUGAGUUAUUUUUUGUAGGGAAAUCUCGAAUUGAAAUGAUUUUUUUCUUUUUGCUUUGGAACUUCAAAAAUUGAUACAAAAUAUUUCACUGUUUCAAACAUUUUAUUGAUAUUUUGAAAGUAUGCCCUCCUCUUCCAAUUACCGAAGGCUUCAAUUCCUCAUACAUUCUACAGACUUUUUCCAGUUUCGAUGAUAAAAUAAUCGCAUCUCCAACUUAUCAUCUCCGGGAUGGUGAUCGAUCUUUCAAUCAAAUACAAUCUUCAGAAAGCGAUGAUGGUUUAUUUGAUGUAGGUUGAACUUUUUUAGAUUAAAAUGGUCUGAAUUCGACCUUAGCUUCGGGCCUAAACUUAAUUUUUCUCUCAGAACUGGUUCGAAUUCUACACCGAAAUUGUGCACAAUUGCACAAACAAUGGAAAAAAUCUGAAAUUGCACCAAAAUUUGAAACCAGUCGCUGUCAAAACUUCGUAAGUCCAUUGUUUUUUGAAUAAAAUUCCUUAAAAAAUCAGAAAAUUUUCAGAGACUUCACAAUAAUUAUCGAUUAUGAUUUAUCGAAUCGUGGAAAAAAUUAA
This is a messenger RNA of Caenorhabditis angaria, 733 nucleotides long. NCBI's taxonomy places the organism in Eukaryota, Metazoa, Nematoda, Chromadorea, Rhabditida, Rhabditidae. The record is from the annotation of a GenBank genome assembly.